This is a messenger RNA of Bombyx mori (domestic silkworm), 15009 nucleotides long. RefSeq names its product dystrophin. The coding region runs from base 438 to 12548 and encodes 4036 amino acids. Gene Ontology annotation, biological process: synaptic signaling. Gene Ontology annotation, molecular function: zinc ion binding; protein binding. The transcript has 61 exons. NCBI's taxonomy places the organism in Eukaryota, Metazoa, Arthropoda, Insecta, Lepidoptera, Bombycidae. Gene Ontology annotation, cellular component: plasma membrane. The record is from RefSeq and is a predicted model, not a curated record.
CACGCUCUGUAAUAUUCAUUACCGAACUUAUUUACGUGAAGCGAAUAAUUGUCUCAUGAUUGAGUGCACGGUGCCAGUGAUAAGAGAAAUUUAUGAACACAUUCGAGUCGGUAACUGGGCCAGCAGCAUUUCUGAUUAGAUAAAUGUUAUUACAUAGUUUUCAAUUUUCAUAGAUCAUUGCGGCGAUCAAUAAACUAGUUGUUACGGAACUAAGUAUAUUAUUCUAUAUUGGAAUCAAAAUAUACGCUCUAUUCAGAUAUGUCUGUAGUCACACAUCUCCAUUAGAGGGGCCGCGACCCCCUGGGACAGACCGCAACAGGCGGGGAUGCACGGUGGUGUCCAGGCCACUGGGAGAUGUGAAACAUACAGGAGUUCCGCCGGCAACGAGUCUGGCAUUGUGACAACGGGUCGGUCUGCGCGUCGAGCAGCAUUGGUUGAUGCCACCACUACUCGGGCCGAAUCUCUUUGAUCAGUGGCACGGCGUAGUGGAAGCUCAUUCGGGAUACGAGAUGGCGGCACCGUCGGCGGCGCAGGGCCGGCGCCGGCUCACGUGGCUCGUGGAGGUGGGCGCUGCGCCCCCGUGCGCCCGGGUGCCCUACGAAAAGCAUCUAAACUACACUAAGUACGAACGUGAAGAUGUACAAAAGAAAACAUUUGCGAAAUGGAUCAACUCUCAACUCGUUAAGAACAACAAGCCCCUGGUCGAGGAUCUGUUCCAAGAUCUUCGCGAUGGAGAGGUCUUACUGUCUCUCCUCGAGAUCCUCACCGCUCAGCAGUAUAAGCGAGAGCGCGGGCGCAUGCGCGUGCACCACAUCAACAACGUGAACACGGCGCUGCGCGUGCUCGACGAGCACGGCGUCAAGCUCGUCAACAUCAGCAGCAGCGACGUCGUCGACGGGAGCCCCAAGCUCAUACUGGGAAUGGUGUGGAGUAUAAUCCUGCACUGGCAGGUUCACUGCCACCUCAAGGAGCUGAUGACGGACCUUCAGCAGACGAACCUCGAGAAGACGCUCCUGGCGUGGUGCCGCAGUCACACGCAGAAGUACAGCGGCGUGGAGGUGCGCAACUUCACGUCGUCCUGGUCGGACGGGCUGGCGCUGUGCGCGCUGCUGCACGCCUGGCGCCCCCAGCUGUUCGAGUGGCGCGCCGCCCUCGCGCUGCCGCCCGCCGCGCGCCUCGACCUCGCCUUCCGCCUCGCGCACCAGCACCUGGGCAUCGACCGCCUGCUCGACCCAGAGGACGUGAACACGCCGAACCCGGACAAGAAGUCCAUAAUGAUGUACGUGAUGUGUCUGUUUCAAUCCUUGCCGCACUCCAGCGCCGACCUCACCGACCUCGCGGACUCCGAGCCGGGCACUCCCGUCGCCACGCACGCUGAUAAGGCGUCGUCCCGGCCGGUGUCCAGCGCGACGACCGGCUCGGCCGAGCUGGGCGGCUACUCGGCCGCGCUGGAGGAGGUGCUGGGCUGGCUGCUGGAGGCCGAGGAGCGGCUGGCGCGGGCGCGGGAGCCGGCGGGCGAGCUGCCGGCGCUGCGGGAACACUUCCACUCGCACGAGCGCUUCCUGCUCGAGCUGUCGGAGCAGCAGGCGCGCGUGGGCGGCGUGCUGGAGCAGGGCGCGCGGCUGGUGCUGGAGGCGGCGCUGUCCCGCGAGGAGGCCGCCGAGGUGCGCCUGCAGCUGCGCCUGCUGGCCCAGCGCUGGGAGCAGCUGCGCGGCGCGGCGCUGCAGCGGCAGGCCGCGGGGCACGCCGCGCUCAUGCGGGCGCAGCGCCGCGAGCUGGAGCGCUUCCGGCGCUGGCUCACGGACACGGAGGAGCGGCAGGCGCGGCUGGCGGCGCCGGUGUCGUCGGGCGCGGCGCUGGCGGGCCGGCUGGCGGCCGUGCGGGCGCUGCACGCCGACCUGCGCGCGCACCAGCCCGACGUGGACGCGCUGGCCGACUGCGUCGUGGUCGUGGAGGACGACGCCGCCGCUGAAAACGAGGUCACCGAAAUCGAAGAUCAGCUGACGGCGCUGAGCGAGCGCUGGUCGCACACGUGCUCGUGGACCACGCAGCAGCUGCAGCUCCUAGAACAGAUGCAAGAGGAGUGGACGCAGCUGCAGCAGGCCUACCAGACCCUACACGACGAAUGUCAACAAUACGAAUCUACGCUUAAAGAGAUGGAGGCGAACCCCGCCUGCGAGAUAGGGUCGGCCUUGUCCCGCGUGUCGGAGCUGCGCGCGGUGCGGCGCGGGCUGGCGGCGGCGGGGCGCGGCGCGGCGGAGCUGGCCGCGCGGCUGGCGGCGGCGGGGCGGGGCGCGGCGGGGCGGGACGCGGCGCUGCUGGCGCGCGUGGAGGCGCUGCACGACCGCCUGGACGCGCUCAGCGACAUCCUGCACGUGCAGGCGCGCCGGAUCCAAGAACUCGGCUUCGAAUUCGACAUCGACUCGAAGGCAACUUCAGACUCUCCAGUGGAGGGACCCACCGACACCGCCGCGAGCGCUGACCCUGAGGACUCGCCGCACAAGAAGGCGCGGCUGGAGACGAAGGCCGCGGAUUUCCAGCUCGGGUACCGCGCGUUCGACGACUGGGCGAGCGGCGCCGAGGCCGAGCUGCAGCGGUGCAAGCGCGAGCUGACGUCGGGCUCCGGCGCGGCCGACUGCGAGCACGUGUUGCAGCGCGUGCACGCCGAGCUGCACGUGCAGCGCGCCGACUUCGAGCACGUGCAGGAGAUACACGACCGACUGGCGCGGGACCCGGCGCUGCAGGAGGAAGCCAAGCAGCACGCCGUGACCAUCGACGGGCUCAAACGGCGCUGGGAGAAGAUUCAAGACACCGUCCUCGAACUGAGAAACUUGAUCAAUCUACUCGAGGACAUGAAAAACUUGUACAAGAACCUGGGCGCCUUCCGACAGGAGCUGGAGGACGUGCGCGCCUGGGAGGACAAGAUGCUGCGAGACGCGCCCUCCAACAAUCAGCUCAUUCAUCUCCGGAAUAAGAUCCGCCACGUGAAGCAGCACGAGAUGAAGCUCAAGGAGCUGAACGCUCAGUCGAUAAUCCUGCUCACCAAACCGUUGCCGGGCCCUCGCAAGCACGACAUCGAAGAGGACAUCAAACGAACCAACGCGGCGUACGAGGAGCUGGUGCUCCGCCUCACCAACCGGGAAGUGCAGCUCAAGUUGCAGCUCAAGCAGUCGCCGGAGAGGCGCGACCGGUUCCAGAGCUUGCAGACGAAAGUGCAGGACAUCGAGUCGCAGAUCAUAUCCGAGCACGCCAUGCUGUCGCACCCGGACCCCAUGCGGGACAAGCUGCGCCAGCUGCAGCAGCUGCGCGCGGACCUGCUCGACCUGCAGAGCACCUGCGACGACGUGGCCCGGGAGAGACGCGCCCACUGCGACAAGGGGAGCCUCGAGGACCUCAGUCUGAGGAGCAGCCUGGAGGACUUGGUCACCAGGUUCGAAGACACCAAAACCAUCCUGCAACAGAAGAUUGAUAAGUUGGAGAGCGGUCUGAAGCUGGUACUAGAGCUAGAGGAGGGCGCGCAGGAGGUGCAGCAGUGGCUCGCGGAACUGGACCGGUUUAUGGACGAGCAGGGCGCCGUCCCCGUCGGCGAGCUGGAGCCGCUCGAGGCGCUGCUCGACGCCAGCAACAAAUUCGACGAACAAACAGAAACUUUUACAACGAAGCUCGAGAACAUCGAGACUCUAAAAGAAAAGAUCCUCGAAGACUGCGACGAGACGUUCGCCGGCGCCGUGCGGGCCGACACCGAGCGCCUGCGCGCGCACCUCCGCACCGCCGUCGCCCGCGCCCGCCAGCACAACGAGCAGCUGCGCCGCGCGCUAGAGAGGACCGAACGAGUCUUCCGGAAAAUCGACGAAAUAGAGGAGUGGCUGCAGCAGAUCGAAGAGCAAAUACCGAAGGAAGAGGAAUGUAACAUCAGCGACACCACGGAGCUCUACCAGAUGAAGGUGCGCUUCCAGACGCUCAAGGACCAGUGCGACGACAAGACGCAGGACUUCAGGAAUCUGAACGAAGAGAGUAGCGACGUGCUGGUGGCGGCCGAGGGCGCGGCGGGGCGGCUGGCGCGCCGCGUCACGUCGCUCAACGCGCGCUGGACGCUCGUCACGUCGGGAGUGUACGACCGCCACAGAGUGGUGUCGGAGGCGUGGCUGGAGGUGGGGGAGCUGCGCGCGUGGCUCACGCAGGAGCGCGCGUGGCUGGACGCGCUGGCCCGCCGCCUGGCGCGCGCCGCCGCGCUGCGACCCGCCGACGCCGAGGACAUCUCGCACCAGCUCAGCGAGCUAGAGAACUACCUGCAGAACCACAGCGACGAGCGCCUGUCGCGCAUCCAGGACAUCGGGCGGCAGCUCGUGGACGCGCAGAUCAUGCCCAAGUGGAUCCAGGCCGAAGUGGACAGCGUCACCCAGCGGUGGACCUCCCUGCACGCCGAGGCGCUGGAGGCGGCGCGGCGGCUGGAGGGCGCGGCGGGCGCGGCGGCUCGCUCGGAGCUGUGCCUGGACCGCGCGCUGCAGUGGCUGCAGCAGCCGCCGGCGCCGCCCCGCCUGCUGGCCGAGCUGCGGGAGCACCGCGAGCGGCUGGCGCACGUGGCGGCGCAGGUGGAGGCGUACCGCGCGGCCGGCAGCGCCGAGGCGGCGGCGCGGCUGGCGGAGCAGCUGGAGCACGUGGCGGCGCGGCUGGCGGCGCUGGAGGCGGCGGAGGCGCGGGGCGGUGCGGUCCCGGGGCGCCUGCACGCCGCCACGAGCCGCCUGGCCGCGCUCACCCGGGACUGCGCCGCCGCGCUGCCGCUGUGUGCCGCCGCGCCCGACGCCGUGCGCCAGCAGCUGCGCACCUGUCUGAAAUUCUACCGCACCCUGAGCGAGAUGAAGUCAGAGGUGGAAACGAUUAUAAAAACGGGCAGGAAGAUGGUCGAGGAGAAGUCCGUCCCCGAGCCCCACGAGUUCUCGAAGAAAAUUGAUGCCCUGAAGGAACUGUACAACAAGCUCGGCGCGCAGAUCACGGAGUCCAAGACCAAGCUGGAGAAUGCGCUGCUCACCUCCCGCGAGAUCCAGAGCGACCUGCAGGCGCUGGACUCCUGGCUGCGCGGCCCCGACCUGCGCCCGCAGACCCUCGAGCUCGAGAUGUCGCGCAUGCAGGCCCUCCGCGACAAACUUAACGCCAACUAUCGGGAGUUCGCGGCCGACUGCGACCCCGCCUACCUGCAGACCCUCACCCAGCAGGUCGACAGCGUCAACGAGCGCUGGGACCGACUCAAGAAGCGAGGAGACAAGCCGGGAGACCAGCCGGGGGACCAGCCGGGGGACCGGGCGGGGGACCAGCCUGCGGACCGGCUCGGCGCGCUGCAGACGCUCCUGGACGACAUCCAGCGGGAACUGGAGACCGCGGACACCAUCACGGACGCCAAGCUCUGUCUCCUGCAGAACGAGCUCCGAGCCAGAGCCGAGGAAGUGGAGCAGCUCCGCGACCCGCUGCUGGCCGCCCGCUGGGAGGAGCUCCUCGACAAGAUCACGGCGGGGCCCGCGCCGCCUCCAUACGAGAACGUUACCGAUACCAUAAAGCGCCGGCUGGAGAGCCCCGCCGACGCUCCCGAGGCCGACAAGCCCGAAUUUAAAAAGUCUAAAAUACCGCUCGCGCUCAAGAGCCCGGCGCCCAUUAAAAAAGAGAUCAAAGAGGGGGGCAGCAGGAGCAGGGGGUCCUCUCUCGAACGAACGAGGACAAAGUCGGAGAGUCCGAUGUCGGACAGCGUGAGCAGCGCCAUGUCCGUGGACUCCAUGGACCGUCGCUCCGUGAGCUCGCUGCUGGGGUCGCAGCCCUCCACCCCUGACGCUCCCCACGCUCCUGACACUCUUAACACAUCUACCAAAGACAGCAGUACAUUUAAUCUACUUAAGGACAGCGAACUCUUCACUCAGAUUUCUAAAAACAAAAUUGAACCCAAAGAAGAAACGGCACAGCCGCCCAAAAUGAAGUCAACCCCGUGUCACGUGGUGGCGGUUAAAGAACUUGAAAUAGUAAAAGCCACGGUCAGCCCCGCGGAGCCCGCGGAGCUCUGCCCGCUCGAGGCCACGGACGCCGUCGUAGAGUUCAUUCCGCAGAGCGCGGAGACUGUUGACGUCAUAUAUGACACCGAGAACGAGUCGGAAGCAGAAGAGCAAGCCGACCGCCAUGCCGUCCAUCUCGGUUCCGAACCCAAGACUUUCGUCGUCGAGGUCAAGACGCUUGACCAGAGGAUGGAGCCGACCCUCGGUAUUCUCAAACGGAAGAAAAGUUUUAACGAAGAAAGCAUCAAAACUAUGAAAGUGGAAGACGUUCCCGACCUCAUACCCAAUACGGAGAAAGGGGAACGAGACGGGUACACGAGCACUCCCCCGCCGACACCGCUGGACGAAGAACCCGCUGAGCAUCCUCUAGUUUACGAACUUGCCGUCAAGCGGAUCGAGGACCACAAGAAUCUUCACCGAGAUCAAGUCAACGAGUACUUGAUUCUCGACGAGGUGCUGCCCGGCGACCGACCCGCGCCGCCCUCCCACAGCCACGGGCCCGGCGACCAGCCCGCGCCGCUCGGGACCGCUGACAACCAUCCGGAGGAACUAAUUUACUCUGAAGUUGAAGACACUGUGCAGUCCCGUCUUUCUGCUUCUGAGUUUGGUGACAAGGAGCCGUUGUCCACUUCGACUCCGAUCAAACAAGAGGAGAAAAAGAAGCAGGUUCAGGUGGUGGCCAUGUCGCCCAAACCGUCGGGAGCGGACCGGGAGCUGCCCAGCCCGCCGCCACAGCUGUCGGUCAAGUCCCACAUACCCGUCAGCAAGGAGAGAUUGAAGACUGAAAAAUAUCAAAAGACCGAAGAUGUCCAGUUGACGCCGAGUCCACCGCCGUCGCCGCGCUCGGCGGGGAGUGCGGCGGACGGCGCGGCGGACGGCUCGGCGGACGGCUCGGCGGACGGCUCGACCGACGGCUCGACCGACGGCUCGACGGACGGCUCGGCGGAGAGUGUUUCGGAGGCGGCGGUGCAGGGCUCGUCGGAGCUGGCUCAGUUCUCGGCGGAGGCGCGGGCCGCACUCCGGCGCUGUGACGUCACGCUGCUGACGGUGGCCGGCGUGCACUCCGAGCGAGACCCCGCCAAGAGACUGGAGAUCCUGAAGAACCAGCUAGCGCAGCUGGCCCCCGAGGCGGCGGAGCUCAUCUCCCGCGGCGACUCGCUGGUGUUCCGCACGCACCGGGACGACGCGCUGCUGGCCGACUACCUGCAGACGCACUACCAGGACAAACUUCGCAACAAGUGGUCCAUCGUGAUGGCGGAGAUAGAAACGAAACGCAACCAAGCCCUGCGGGCCGAGGACGACGUGGCGGAGCUGCACAAGCUGCUGGACGCGCUGCAGGCCUGGCUGCGGGAGCGCGAGGCCCGGCCGGACACUUGCGACGUGGACGCGCUGAAGGAGCAGAUGUCGGACCGGGAAGCCGACGCGGAGCGGCUGCAGGAGCUGUGCCAGGAGCUGAAGGCGGAGCACGUCGGGUACCCGGAGAAGAGCGUGGCGGACGCGCUGGCGGCCUGGCGCCGGGCCCGGGACCAGCACCACGCGGCGCUGCUUCCAAGCGAGCAGAAGAAGCCGGAGGAGCAGCGCGCCCGCUGUGCGCUGGCCCGCGCCCGCUGCGGCCUGCGCGCGGCGCCGCUGCACGCGCGCCCGUACGACCAGUUCCCGCUGCAGGAGGACGCGCUCGCCCGCGCGCGCGAGCUGCUGGCGGAGGCGGAGCGUGCGGUGGCGGCGUGCGCGGGCGCGGCGGGGGCGGGGGCGGGGGCGGGCGCGGCGCCGGCCCGCACGCACGCGCGGCUGGCGGCCGAGCUGGCCGAGCUGCAGCGCCUCUACAGCGAACGACAUGGCAGGUGGAAGUCGUGCCAGGAGACGUGGACGUCGCUGUACCGCUCCCUGGAGAGCGCCUCGAGCUGGCUGGACUCUGCGGAGCGGGCCCUGCGCAGGGCGGACGACCCCGCCACGCCCGACAAGGACGCCAGGCAGAUACUGCGGGACCUGGAGAACCAGAUGUCGGCGCGCGGCGGGUGCGUGGAGGCGGCGCGGCGCGCGGGGCGGCUGGUGGCGGGCGCGUGCGGGGGCCGGCUGGCGCGCGACGUGCAGGCGCAGCUGGACGCGCUCAACCGGCGCUGGCGCGGGGUGGCGCGCGGGGUGGCGCGGGGCGGGGCGCGGGGCGGGGCGCGGGGCGGGGGGCGCGGCGCGAGGGACCCCGUGCGGCUGGCGCGCGACCUGCUGCACGACACCACCGCCAACCCCUCCGACGCCACCAGCCUCUCCAUCCGACUCUCCCUCGUCAAGGCGCGCGAGGAGGAGUUGUCGGUGCUGCUGCAGGAGAUGGCGGCGCGGCGCCCGCCCCGCGACCAGCACGGGGAACAAUCUGAUAACCUCUACAAGGAAGUCGAGAAGACGCAGGCCAGCCUGGGCGCGCACCGCGAGUUCAUCACCAGCAAGCUGUCGGCGGUGAGCAAGUACAGCGCGCGGCUGGAUGACGUCACGAGCUGGGUGCACGAGACCCGCACGCGCCUCAACAUCGCCGCCGACCUGCCGCCGCCGCAGGCCGCCGCCGUGCGCGCCAACGUCGCGCGCGCGGUCCAGGAGCGCUCGAGCUGGGUGCGUGACGUGAUCGAGAACUACAACAACCUGGAGCGCGAGUGCGUGGCGGCCGCGCACCCCGUGUGUCCGCGCCUCGCGCUGCGCCACCUCGCCCUGCGCGCGCACUGGGACGACCUGCUGCCCGCCGCCCCCAACCCCCCGGAUAGGAGUGGUGAUCUGUCAGCACGUCGCCGCUCUUCGCAGCAGUCCCCGGCUGCCCUCAUCGCAGACUUCGACACCACCGUGCAACAGAUCCGGGACUGGCUGUCUGUGGAGGUGGACAUGCUGCGAGCCCAGUCGGUGGCCGUGGGGGACGUCGACGAGAUCCUACACCAGCUCGACAAACAAAAGGGUGUACUACGAGAGCUGGAGCAGAAGAAGCCACAGUUGGAUGAGCUGCUGCAAACCGCGGAGAGCCUCAAGGGCACAGAGAACAGACAACAACUACACGGCAAAGUUACAGCACUCCGCGAGCACUGGGAUGAGGCCAACAACAGAGUACUGCAGCGGAAGGCACAGCUGGACGCCAUGCUGGGCGACUCGCAGCGCUACGAGGCGAGGCGGCGGGAGGCGGACGCGUGGCUGACCCGCAUGGAGACGCGACUGGCGGCGAUGCCUAUCCCUGGACACACCGCUGAUGUGCUGGAAAUGCAGCUUAGAGAGCAGAAGUCGUUCCACGCAGAGGUCCACCAGUACAAGCACCAGAUCGAGCUGUUCAACCAGCAAACCCAGCGGCUGAUAGCCGUGUACCGCAACGAUGACACGUCACGCAUCAAGCGCUCCACCGAGGCCAUCAACCACAGAUACAACGAACUCAACAAUAAUAUUGUGGCACGAGGCAAGGCGCUACAUUCAGCGGUGUCAUCGCUGCAGAACUUUGAUCGUUCACUGGAGAACUUCGUCGCUUGGCUGAGUGAAGCAGAGUCGAUGCUGGAUGCAGCGGAAAGGGAUCCUCAUCUGUUAAAGGAUCUGCAAUCGGAGAUCGAGACACACAGGAAUGUGUACGCAUCGCUCACUGGAACUGGCCGGCGUCUCCUGGGCAGCCUGUCUUCUCAGGAAGACGCUGUCAUGCUGCAGAGGAGACUGGAUGAGAUGAAUCAGAGAUGGCAUCACUUGAAAGCGAAGAGUAUGGCUAUCAGAAACCGCCUUGAGAGCAACGCCGAACAUUGGUCCGCAUUGCUGCUGUCUCUCCGGGAGUUAACUGAGUGGGUCAUCAGGAAAGAGACAGAAUUGAACGCUCUAGCACCUCCGAGGGGAGACCUCACCGCCCUCCUAAAGCAGCAAGAUGAUCAUCGCGCCUUCAGGAGACAAUUGGAAGACAAGCGUCCAGUGGUGGAGAGCAACCUCCUCAGCGGAAGGCAGUACAUCGCCAACGAACCACCUCUCUCCGACACCAGUGAUACUGAACCAUCUCGGGACAGCGAAGGCGACUCCCGCGGCUACCGGUCUGCCGAGGAACAGGCCCGCGAGCUGGCCCGCUCUAUCCGCCGCGAGGUGGCCAAGCUCGCUGACAAGUGGAACAACCUGGUCGACCGCAGCGACGCGUGGGGCAGGUGCUUGGAUGAUGCUGUACAGCGCGUACGAGCCUUCACCAACUCUCUUGACGAGCUCGCCAGCAGAGUCCAAGCUGCUGAAGCGGCCAGGUCUUCAUGGCGAGGACCAGGCGACGCAAGAGACGCUCGGGCACAACUGGAUGCUGUCUCCAGAGCCAGAGCUCAACUGCCACCACUCAGGAGAUUGGCUGAUGAGCUACACGCUCAAGCACAGACACUAGCGAGAGACAAAAUCCAGCUACCAGAUCAAUUACUGGCGAAACUUGAUGACUUAAAUACAAGAGUCGGUGCUCUCUGCGCUGGUGGGGAGGAACGGGCCCGUCAGCUGGCAGGCGUGGCCCGCGACGGUGGGGCCGGCGCUGCCCAGGGAUUCCUCGCUGGUUCCGUGGACCCACCGUGGGAGCGAGCCGUCACGCCAGCCAACGUACCUUAUUAUAUUAACCAUGAGUUAGAGACAACGCACUGGGACCACCCCAAGAUGAUUGAACUAAUGAACUCCUUAGCCGACCUCAACGAGGUUCGGUUCUCGGCCUACAGGACCGCUCUCAAGCUACGGACGGUGCAGAAAGCUCUGUGCAUGCACAUGCUGCAGCUCCCGGCCGCGCUCGAGGCUUUCGACUCGCACGGUCUACGCGCGCAAAACGACAGACUCAUCGACAUUCCCGACAUGAUCACCGUCCUCACCACUCUGUACGAAGUGAUUGCGGCGGAGAACCCAAGCGCCGUGAACGUGCCGCUGUGUCUGGACCUCUCCAUGAACUGGCUGCUGAACGUGUACGACAGCCAGCGCACCGGACAGAUCAGGGUGUUGAGCUUCAAAGUCGGCUUGGUGUUGCUCUGUAAAGGACAUCUGGAGGAAAAGUAUAGGUAUUUAUUCCGGUUAAUCGCCGACCCAUCAUGCAGGGCAGACCAAAGGAAGCUGGGUCUCUUGCUGCACGAUUGUAUUCAGGUGCCGAGACAGUUGGGCGAGGUUGCAGCUUUCGGCGGCUCCAAUAUCGAACCCUCAGUCCGGAGUUGCUUCGAGCAGGCCUCCACUGCUGCCAAGGAGGGCAGCAAAGGAGGAACUCUUGACAGGAAAACUGAAAAAGAAAAGGAUGAAACGAAAGAGAAGCCAGUCGAGCGAGACGCGGACGGCCAGGUCCAGUACAUCGAAGCGUUCCAGUUCCUGCAGUGGCUGCAGCGCGAGCCGCAGUCCAUGGUGUGGCUGCCCGUGCUGCACCGCCUGGCCGCCGCCGAGGGGGCCCGCCACCAAGCCAAGUGCAACAUCUGCAAGGACUAUCCUAUCGUUGGGUUCAGGUACCGCUGCCUCAAGUGCUUCAACUUCGACAUGUGUCAAAAGUGCUUCUUCAACGGCCGGAAGGCCAAGAACCACAAAUUGACGCAUCCGAUGCAGGAGUACUGCACUGCGACGACGUCGGGAGAGGACGUGCGCGACUUCACGAGGGCGCUCCGCAACAAGUUCAAGUCGGCGCGCUACUUCAAGAAGCACCCCAGGGUCGGGUACUUGCCUGUACAAACCGUUUUAGAAGGUGAUGCUCUGGAGUCCCCCGCUCCCUCUCCGCAGCACGGCGCGUCCCUCGGCCCCGACAUGCACUCGCGCCUCGAGCUGUACGCCACCCGCCUCGCGCAGGUCGAGCUCAGCGCCGCCGACACUCCCGACAGCGAUGAAGAACAUCAGCUCAUAGCUCAGUACUGCGCCUCACUGAACGGCGGAGGGGAGUCCGAAGAAGCUCCUCGCUCGCCUGUGCAAGUGGUCUCCAUUAUCCACCGCGAGCAGAGACACGAACUCGAGGCCAUGAUUAGGGAACUGGAAGAAGAAAACGCAAGUCUCCAAGCGGAGUACGAGCGUCUGAAGGCUAAGCAGACUCCAGGCUCCACGCCCGAGGAGCAGCAGCACGGCGUCAGCGACAAUAGCCGCAGCGGACCGGUAGACCAGGACAUGAUGGCCGAGGCUCGUCUUCUCCGUCAGCACAAGGGCCGGCUGGAGGCUCGCAUGCACAUUCUGGAGGAACACAACAGACAACUCGAAGCUCAGCUGCAGCGUCUACGCACCUUACUCGACGAGCCGGCCCAGGGCUCGCCCCCAGCGCGCACCGGAACAUUACAGACACGUUCGGUGACCGCUUCGCAGCUUGCAACUGAUUCACCAGCCAAAAUGCACAAUGGACUCUACCACGAGUCACAAACAAAUGGCGGCGCUCGUUGGGCUGGCGCCGAGCGGCCCCCCCCGCCCCCGCACACCGUGCACUCCCUCAUGCACUGCGCAGAUGACUUGGGCCGUGCCGUAGAAGAGCUCGUCUCGGUGAUGUCCGAGGACUCCGGCACGCCGAGCAACGCGCCACCGCAGUACACGAACGGGAAACCGGCAAACAACGAAUGAACGGCUCGAAAACGACGCGAACCUUACGCGCGCACGGUGCUUUCAAUAUAAUGUUGCUAUAUUCGAAGCAAUCAAACUACCGCGCCCAACGUUCUGGCAACACUGAGCAUAACCAAAGAUUUAUUCUACAAUGGUGUUGCUUUAUAGAGAUACCGUUUUAAUUAAUUUCUUGUUGGUCACAAUUUCUUUUAAUGAUUACUAAUUUUCGACUCAUCACUAACAAAUUGCACUGUACAUUGACUGUCCUUAACUUUUAUACAAAAGCUUUUUAUAAAACAUUCCACGCGUUUCCUAACCUGAGCUUUAUGGCUUCCAGGGGAUCACAAAAAAGUAGAAGCCUGUAAGUUGACAGCUAUGUGGAACUAAUACGAGAUUUUAUCUUGAUUUGGUACAAUACAAUCCAUAAAAUGGCAGUCUCCUGAUUAAACUAAGAAAACCAUACCGUAAGAAGUUAGGACAUUAAUAACAAUUAAGGGAUAUAGAGAGUGCGCCUCUUUAACUGCAUUACGGAAAUUAAAACUGAAAACAAACGUAUUAAGAUUACAUUUUUAUAAUGAAUCACUAUUUGAUAUUUUCUGAAAAUACCACAAACUUUAAAUUGCGUAGUCCCAUCAGUGUCUUGUAUCAUCUGCCGUAAAAUUAAAAGUUAAAUUUCAAUGGAACAUGUACCAAAUCAAAUUAGUUCACAGCAGUUGUUUGUUUUUUUUAAAUAUUAACGAUAAUCGUAUGCAACGCUUAUUGUAUAAAUAAGGGCGCGCCAUUGUUGCAGUACGUAUCGUGAUUGAGUCGAACUAUCCGCCAUUUCUGUUAUUUUUUAUUUGACGUGGCAACUCUUUCAGAUUUUCUACUAUUUUCGUUGUCCCCCCCUAAAGCUAGCGCCAGUGCUGCCAGAACACAGCAAUCCAACGAAAAAGACAAUGUAACGAGCAUUUAUAUAUUAUAUUCUAUAUAUUUUAACAAUAAAAAUUGUACCGAAAUGUUUUUGGUACUAAAAUAAUAAUAUUUUAAGAACAUAUCUUGUUAGUAUUAUACCUACUUACAAUCUUUAUUAAUACAUUCAUAUCACUGUUUGGAUACUCUCAUAUCAUUUUUGCUAUGUAUUGAAAAUAACAGGCGCGUGUUUCGAAAUCACGAAAAUUUUUACGAAAAUGCUUUUAACGAUGUUACCAGAUCGAUGCAACUUUGUACUGUGGUAUCACUUUUUCUACAAUAUUUAGUAAGCUUUACAGCUGUAAUGAUUUAUACAACGGCCAGAUGUUGCGAUACCCGAAAUGGCCUAAGUUUUAGAGAAAAAAAAAUGUAUUAAAAAAAUUAAAGAUGGACUUCACAAAGGUUGUCACGUGUCGAAGCUGUCUCUGCGGCUGUAACUGUUCGGAUUCGUUGAAGGUUUAUAGUAGUGUAGUUCGUAGGCGAAUUGUAUGAUUAUCAAUAAUAAAUAUUAAAAAUAAAUUAAAACAUGUAACCACGUGCAUGUGUAUGUUAUCGAUUUAUUGUUAGAUAUUAAAACAAAAUAUUAAUCGUGCGCUUUGAUGCAAAUUGUAAUGAUUGUUGGAGGCAGUGACUCGUCCGGAGUUAUCGUCGUUCAAGUGUUGUUGUGAGGAGCGUAAAAGCAAAACUACUUUCAGUCCACCGUAACAACAGUUGCGUCAGGAGAUCAAUCAAUGCCUACAGCUAAUGAGCAGUGAGAGCAUAGCCGACAUUGAUAUUAAACUCUUGCUAGUUUCCAACCGGUACGCAAAUCUGCAAAUUAGCUGACCCGCUUCCAUCACAAUGAAUAAAUACUCCAUAAUUCAAUCAUUCUGCGAAGUGUCUGUGCUUUUAUACGCCUGGCACUUGAACGAGUUGGUAGUAAUCGAAUAUUAAUUCUCCAGAUAAUCGUAGAACAAUAGAGGACCCUUCUUAGAGAUUAUACUAUCCAACCUUUUUCACUAUGAAACGGCACACCGACACGUUUAGGAUAUAUUUGGGAUGAGAUGAUAUUAUCCCAUCCCACGCGUACAUGUGUCUAGGAUGCUGCCUAUCCUUUUUAGAUAAGAUAUAUUCGAAAUGAUGACUUUUAUACGAAUGUUAAGUGAAAACCUGUUAAAGCUAACUUUAUAAUUAAGGACUUCCGAUAUCCAUAUCAAAUUAUCGUUGUUUUCAUUCGAGACGUCACGCUACAUUCGUUUUUCGUAAUGGCAACUUACUAUCGGCUUUUUUUAAUUUUAAGGGAAUACAAUUUUAUUUUUCAAAAAAACUUUUUGUUUUAUGCGAACUACUAAUAAAUAUAUAUAGUAACUAAUAUAUUGUUAAUAAUUUUAUUCUAUUAUCAUUUAGAUGUAGGUUUCUUUCUGUUUCUCAAUAUUAAAAAAAGUUUCCACGACUAUAAAUUUUACUUGUCGCAUUUAUUUUUAUAUUUUACUGUGUUUUAUGAUGUUUUAGAUGUUAAAUGAAAUCCCAAAUAAACAUUCAGCAUAGUAAA